This is a messenger RNA of Pseudogymnoascus verrucosus, 1117 nucleotides long. RefSeq lists its product as uncharacterized. The record is from RefSeq and is a predicted model, not a curated record. NCBI's taxonomy places the organism in Eukaryota, Fungi, Ascomycota, Leotiomycetes, Thelebolales, Thelebolaceae. Gene Ontology annotation, biological process: kinetochore assembly. Bases 174 to 917 code for a protein of 247 amino acids. Gene Ontology annotation, cellular component: kinetochore. The transcript has 3 exons.
GCUGGGGGUUACUGUGCUGAACAUGUCGUCUUGGAGGGGGAAAUGCAUAAAAGUCGAUAUCCGUCAUUUCUACGCCUAUGCUGACUGAUAAAGACUCAUAUUUCACAUUAUCCGCCAUAUUCACAGCCACGUACAUAUCACACACGAAGAGGAAUAACACCAAAAAUAAAUAAAUGUCCGCUCCAGACAUUGACAGCACCGCCGCGAGUGGAAUGGCUGGUCUAGAAAUCACAAACCCUGACGCCCCACAAGACAGCUUCACUGAGCUCCAACUCUCCGAACUCGAGCGACAAAUCCUGGACCUCUACGACCGCCUCGAAGAGCUCCAGCUUGAGAUCGGCCUCCUCAGCGCCCCAGAAGCCACGCAGAAUGCAUCCACCGACGAAGUCACUGAUGAAGACCUUCAAGCCGAGCAGCAGGCGCUGUUGGAAGCCAAAGCGCGGUAUGCGUUGAAGAAGAGUAUUGCGGAGAGUAUUCUGAUGGCGAAUCCGAUACUGAAAGCUGUGCAUGCUGGGUCGAAUGCUAGUCCUAUAGAACGGGAUCUGCUCCCGCUGAUCCAGCAGCGCGACGAUGUGUCUACGGAAUUAGCAGCUACAGCGGCGCAAGUGCUUGCUGCCAGGGAAGCACUCACAGCCAUCGAGGCGGAGAGGUUGGUGCUAUCGCGGAGUAACACGGAGAUGGCGGGUAGGAUGGUGGGUCUUGCGGAGCAGGUGGAAGGGCAGAAGAAGGGGGGUAUUACGGAUCCGGAGAUGAGGGGGAAGAUUGAGGAGAUGGAGCGGGAGGUGAGGAGGAGUCGGCAGAAGUGGAGGUUGAUGAAGGGGGUUGCGAGUGGGGUUGUGGCGGGGAGUGGGAUGGAUUGGGCGAGGGAUGAGAAGUUAAGGGCGUUAGUGCUGGAGGAGGAUAGUGAUGAUGAGUAGGAAGGUCACAGGGCAUUGGAUCGCUGUAUAUCAUUGUUAAUUUAAGGGGUGACGAGUUGUGGGAUGAGCGCCAUAUACUCGUGCGGCUGCAUAGCUCACGAUUUAUAUCAGCAUUUAAAAUCAUGGAAUUAGAUCUCUUGAAUUCCAUUCAGGAGUAACUGUGUAUUUACACGUCGCUGGAUCUAUGUAUAUCAUAGUAG